CACACACGCAUUCUCAACACCAUCUGUCAUCCUUUGGCGAAUUUUUGGAAUAAGUGUCCGCACUAUGGCCUCUAUUCCUAUUAUCGACUUUAGCCUCUCUGUCUCUGACCCCAAGGAGUGUGCGCGGCAGAUCUACGAGGCUAGUAGAGACAUUGGAUUCUUCUACCUUAAGAACCAUGAUAUCGCUCCGGAGCUUAUCGAUCGUAUGUUUGACUGCAGUAAAUGGUUCUUUGAUAGGCCAGUCCAAGAAAAGAACCAAUAUCCCAUCGGACCAAAUAACUCUGGAUACUCUCCUAUGAAAUCUGAAACCUUGGAUCCCGAGCAUCAGACUCAAGGUGAUUUGAAAGAAGCUUUCAAUAUUACCAAAAAGUCAAUCGACGAUGAAUCAGCAAAGUGUUUUGUUCAAGGCAAUGUGAAAGAGCAGGCAAGAGUCGGCACUUUUUUCAAGGAUCUCCAUCGUCUCGCUAUAGAUAUUAUGAAAUGUUUUGCCAUCGCAUUGCAAGUACCGGAGAGUGCAGGAGGCCAGCAUUUUUUUGACAAAAGUCAUGAAUGGGAUGAGCCUUCAGGCACCACUCUUCGGUUUUUACAUUACCCUCCCCAGGAUAGCGAUCCAAAGACACCUUUAGCUGGAAGUCAUACUGAUUAUGGUUCUAUUACAUUAUUGAUGCAGAAGGAUACUGCUGGUCUUGAAGUUCAAGCAUCUAGGAUUCAUAAAGACGUACCUUGGAUAGCGGCACCUGUCAUCCCUAAUACCAUUUUGAUCAACAUCGGAGACCAUCUCCAGAUGUGGACUAACGGUUUGCUAAAGUCUACGAUGCACAGGGUCACUUAUAAUCCUCAACAGCUUCAUCACUCUCGUUACUCGAUUGCCUGCUUUAUUCAUGCUAAUGAUGACACCAGGCUGCGUCCUAUCCCUUCACCUCUCAUUCCACAGGAAAUGAGAGCUGAGGUUGAUGAGUUUGAGGCAGGUCGAAAUAUGACAGCAGGAGAGUAUCUGACAUGGAGACUAGAGCGAACAUAUGAUUUUUGGAAGAGUGAAAUCUGAAAAGUGGCUUUGAGUGUUGAAUUGCUCGGAAAAGGAAGGAGAGAGCCGCUG
Lobosporangium transversale is the source of this 1096-nucleotide messenger RNA. RefSeq lists its product as hypothetical. Lineage: Eukaryota; Fungi; Mortierellomycota; Mortierellomycetes; Mortierellales; Mortierellaceae. Gene Ontology annotation, molecular function: dioxygenase activity. The record is from RefSeq and is a predicted model, not a curated record. The transcript is spliced from 5 exons. Bases 65 to 1045 code for a protein of 326 amino acids.